Messenger RNA from Syngnathus typhle (broad-nosed pipefish), 1435 nucleotides. RefSeq names its product RAB6B, member RAS oncogene family b (gene rab6bb). The record is from RefSeq and is a predicted model, not a curated record. Lineage: Eukaryota; Metazoa; Chordata; Actinopteri; Syngnathiformes; Syngnathidae. The transcript has 8 exons. Gene Ontology annotation, molecular function: GTPase activity; GTP binding. Bases 197 to 823 code for a protein of 208 amino acids.
AGGACGCCAAGCUGCAAUCCCAUCAUUCGAAGCGAAGAGGAACAUCAUCAUCCUCAUCAUCCUCCUCUUCCUCCUCCUGCCCCCGUUACCAGCCCGCUGCUACGAGCCAGCCCGCCUCGGGAGAGACGACUGGACCUUUUCUUCCGCUGCAAUCAUCCGCCCUUAAAGAUAAUAACAACAAUAAAUAAGCGCCAUCAUGUCAGCCGGAGGAGAUUUGGGGAACCCCCUGCGGAAAUUUAAACUCGUCUUUUUGGGAGAGCAGAGCGUGGGAAAAACGUCUCUCAUCACCAGAUUCAUGUAUGACAGUUUUGACAACACAUACCAGGCUACCAUUGGGAUCGACUUCCUCUCCAAGACCAUGUACCUGGAGGACCGAACAGUGAGGCUGCAGCUGUGGGACACGGCCGGACAAGAACGCUUCCGGAGCCUCAUCCCGAGCUACAUACGAGACUCCACGGUGGCUGUGGUGGUCUACGACAUCACAAAUGUCAACUCGUUUCAGCAGACCUGCAAGUGGAUCGACGACGUCAGGACCGAGAGAGGAAGUGAUGUCAUCAUCAUGCUGGUGGGCAACAAGACGGACCUGGAGGAGAAGAGGCAAAUCACCAUCGAGGAGGGAGAGCAGAGAGCCAAAGAGCUGAACGUCAUGUUCAUUGAGACCAGCGCCAAGACGGGCUGCAAUGUCAAGCAGCUGUUUCGUCGCGUCGCAGCAGCUCUUCCCGGGAUGGAGAGCCUUGAUGAUGCCAAUCCUGAAGGCAUGAUCGACAUCAAGCUGGACAAACCGGCGGAGCCGAGCGUCCCCGAGGCCGGGUGCUCAUGUUAAUGCCGAGCUGUGAUUGGCCACAGCUCCCUUCACGCCAUUGGCUUGUUGUGUUGCUUAAACUACUUCCUGGUUAGCCUACAGUUGACUCUGACUCCAAUUGGAUGUACUCUAGGAUGUAUCAGAUCGGACACAUCAAACGUUCUCUCGCAAUCAGUUGUUCAGUUGUAAAAUAUUGUAUACUUUGUCAAUAUGUAAGUGACCGGAGGAAAAAAGAGAGAAAAUGAAAAGGAACACAAACCCUUUUUUGGUGGUGGGGGGGAGUAGAAAAUUAUUGCAAAGGGAAACUAAUUUCUUUUCGCUGUUAUGUUUUGUAUUUUUUAUAUAUAUAUAAACAGGGAAAGCGCCAAAAAUAAAACCUAAGCAUAAAAAGAGAGUUCUAGGGGAGGGGCUAGUCAGUGGAGUGUUGGUCGGCCACCCCCCCCCCUCCUAAAAUGGCGGAACACGUUUGAAUGUCUACAGCACGCAUGCACACUGAUCCGAUUUAUUUCUCUCUCUCUCUUUCUCUCUCUCUCUCUCUCUUUCUCUCUCUCUUUCUCUCUUUCUCUCUUUCUCUCUCUCUUUCUCUCUCUCUUUCUCUCUCUCUUUCUCUCUCUCUUUCUCUCUCUUUCUCUC